This is a messenger RNA of Mobula hypostoma (lesser devil ray), 6419 nucleotides long. Its product is annotated as calpain-9-like. The record is from RefSeq and is a predicted model, not a curated record. The transcript has 20 exons. Gene Ontology annotation, biological process: proteolysis. NCBI's taxonomy places the organism in Eukaryota, Metazoa, Chordata, Chondrichthyes, Myliobatiformes, Myliobatidae. The coding region runs from base 44 to 2146 and encodes 700 amino acids. Gene Ontology annotation, cellular component: cytoplasm. Gene Ontology annotation, molecular function: calcium ion binding; calcium-dependent cysteine-type endopeptidase activity.
UCCCUGUUCCUGUAUAAAGAAGGCAGCGGGUUUUUUUUACACCAUGUACCCGUUGCCCUGGAGUGGUGGCGAUCGGAGACCGGGCUUCUACGACAACAGCUCGGUGCUGUUGAGGAACGCCAAUUUUCACCACAACCCCGCAGUCCCUAAACUUCCCCAGCCUCGUCCCGGCGCCGGGCUGUUCGAGGACCCGCACUUCCCCGCCGACAACUCGUCCCUGCACGGCCCGGGAGGAGCUUCUCGCUUCAACGUCGCUGUAUCCAGCUGGAAGCGACCUCAGGAAAUCUGUGCCAGGCCUCAGUUUGUGGUUGAUGGGACCACCAGAGCUGACAUCUGCCAGGGAGCCUUGGGCGACUGCUGGCUCCUGUCUGUCAUCACUUGCCUCAGUCUCAACAAGGAUGUCAUGAAACAGGUGAUCCCACCAAACCAGGGAUUCGGGACCGGUUACUCAGGGUGUUUCCGCUUUAAGUUCUGGCAGUAUGGGCAGUGGGUCGAAGUGAUAGUUGAUGACCGAUUGCCCACCAUUGACAACAAGCUGGCAUUUCUCUACUCCAGGAACAACAAUGAGUUCUGGAGCCCUCUCCUGGAGAAGGCCUAUGCCAAGCUGAAGGGGUGCUAUGAGUCGCUGUACAUCGGUUACCCUCUGGAAGCCAUGGUCGAUCUCACUGGUGGAGCCCCUGAAUCCCUUCAGAUUGACGAGAUGCCCAAGGACCUUUGGAAAUUCUUGAAGAAACUCCUGGACAAAGGCUCCAUAGUUUGCUGUGCAAAGCCGGGUCCAGUGGGAGUAUUAGGUGAACAAGGCAUUGUAACUGGACAUGCGUACUCCGUGACUGGUGUUGACAAGGUUCAACUCAAGACAAGCGGAGUGGAGUUGGUGCGAGUUCGCAACCCGUGGGGGAGAGGGGAGUGGAGCGGUGCCUGGAGCGAUGGGUCUGCAGAGUGGAGCCAGGUCUCAGAACAACACCGUCCCCUGAAGGUACACUUGGAAGAUGGAGAGUUUUGGAUGUCCAUUGAGGACUUCAAGAAACAUUUUUCUUGCGUGGAGAUUUGCCAUUUAAGUCUGGAUCUGCUCUCCAACCCAGAUGGGAAGCUGAAACCCUGGGUCCAAAUGAUCUACGAGGGUCGCUGGAUUCGGGGCUUCUCUGCUGGAGGCAAUUUACACUACAAAGACAAGUACUACUGGAUGAACCCACAGUUUAAACUCACCCUGCUGGAAGAGGACGAUGAUUCAGAGGACGCUGAGGUGAGCUGUACCUUCCUGGUGGUCCUAAUGCAGAAACACAGGCGAAGGAUACAGCUGACGGGAGUCAACUUCCUGUACAUCGGCUUUGACAUCUUCCAGGGAGACCCCGCGAAGGCUUUCCUGACGUUUGAGGACCUGCAGAGGACGGCGCCCUUGCUGUCCACGAAGGAGCACAGAAACACCAGUGAGGUGACGCUACGAGGCCGCCUCCCGCCUGGACAUUACAUCAUCAUCCCGUCCACGGCCAACCCCAACGAGGAGGGUGAAUUCCUUCUACGGGUCUUUACUGAGAAGGGUAACCUAGCCAAACCAGUAGAGAGGAACGUGUCGCCAGCUGAGACUCCACAGGUUCAGCCCGACCUUGUACACUGCCCCCUUCCGCCUGCUGAAGAUUCCAGGGAAUUGUUUAACAAGUACAGUGGGCCGGAUGAGGCAAUAUCAGCACUGGAGUUUCAGAAACUGCUGGCAGAGAUUCUGCAGAAAACGGGUCUCAGUGAGAAGUGGGAUCAGUUUGGACUGGACGCCUGCAGAAGCCUCAUUUCGCUGACAGAUAACCAAGGCUUUGGAAAAAUGCGAUUUGAAGGAUUUAGUCAUCUCUGGACUAAAAUCUGCCAUUGGACACAAGUCUUCAUUCGAUACGAUAAGAAUGGAUCAGGGACCAUGGACAGUCAAGAGAUGUUCGGAGCUCUGCAGGCAGCAGGAUUCCAGAUAGAUGAGUUCUUGAUGCAGCUGAUCGGCCUGAGGUACACCGAUCCUGAUCUCACCAUCAGUUACGUGAACUUCAUUUGUUGCUUGACAAAGCUGGACACCAUGAUCAGGGCUUUCAGAACACUGGACAAGUUUGGAACCGGCGUGGUCAAUAUUGGCUACAAAGAGUGGCUGCAGAUGACCAUGUACAGCUAAGACCCUAUGAACUCUACUGUAGAGCUGGGAUCCUGUGGACCAUCCAUUGGACAUCUAAGACCCUUUGGACCAUCCAACGGACAUCUAAGACCAUGUUGACUAUCCAAUGGACAGCUUAGACACUAUAGUCCAUCCAUUAGACAGCUGAGACCUCGUAGACCAUCCAAUGGACGGCGAAGACUAUGUGGACCGUCCAAUGAAAAGCUGAGACCCCAUGGACUACCCAAUGGACAGCUGAGCCCCUGUGAACCAUCCAAUGGACUGCUAAGACCCUGUGAACCAUCCAGUGUAGAGCUAGGACCUGGUGAAUUAUCCAAUAUAUAGCUGGGAUCCAGUUGACCAUUUUAUGUACAGCUAAGAUCCUAUAAACCAUUCAAUGUCCACCUAAGGUCCUCUUGACCAUUCAAUGUCCACCUAGGGUCCAGUAGACUAUUCAGUGCCUACCUGGGUCAUUUGGACCAUUCAAUGUUCAUCCAGGGUCAUUUGGAACAUUCAAUGUCCAUCCAGGGUCAUGUGGACCAUUCAACGUCCACCUAGACUCAUAAGGACCAUUCAAUGACCAUCCAAGGUCCUGUGGACCAUUCAAUGUAUGGUGAGGAUACCAUUCUCUAUGUACCACUGGGAUUCUACGGACCAGUAGCUCUCUGAAGCAGAUACCCACCGCCUAGUUCUGAGCAGAGAGCCAGUACACAUUCACAGACACAAGCUAUGGACUUUGUAUGGUUCCUUGUAUCUGGCCAUCUCCAUGAUGUACUGUAGGAACGUUAAAAAUAUCUAAAGCAGAGGGAAUGCAUUGAAGGUGAGAGGGGGUAGGUUCAAAGGGGAUGUGAGGGGUAAGUUCUUCACUCAGAGAGUAGUGCUGGUAUGAUGGUAGAGGCAAAUACAUUUGAGGCUUUUAAAAGACCUUUGCACAGGCACAUGAACAUCAGGAGAUGGAGGGAUGCGGACAUUGCGUAGGUGAGAGGGAUUAGUUCUUGGAGAUUUUUGAUUUGCGUUUUAGCUAGUUUGACACAGCAUUGUGGGCUGUUCCCAUGCUGUACUCUUCUAGGUUCUAUCUACAUCAAACCAUACAGGGAAAUGUUGGUGUUACCCAUUCGUGUUUAAGAUCAAGGUGUGCAGGGGGCAGCCACAAGUGUCGCCGCACAUUCUGGCACCAACAUAGCGUGUCCACAAUCCUUGGCAAAGCGAUACAGAGCACAGCAUUCACAAAAAAAACAUAAAUUAAAGUUUAUACAUAGAAUUUAGUAUAGUACAGGCCCUUCGGCCCACAAUGUUAUGCCAACAUUUAAUCUAAUCUAAGAUCAGUCUAACAUAGGGGUUCCCAACCUGGGGUCCAAGGAUCCCUUGUUUAAUGGUGUUGGUCCAUGGCGUAAACAAGGUUGGGAACCCCUGAUUUUUAACACACUCUUCCCUCAUAUUCUUCUAUUUUCCUAUCAUCCAUGUGCCUAUCUAAGAACUUUUUAAAUGCUCCUAGCAAACCCGCCUCCAUCACCACCCCUGACAGUAUCUACCUCUGACAUCCCCCUAUACUAUCCUCCAAUUAUCUUUCAAUUGUGACCCCUGAUAUUAGCCAUUUCUGCCCUGGGGAACAAAAGUGCUGGCUUCCAAUACAAUGGUAUUAACUAUAAUUAAUGAGGAGGAUGCAGGGUGACUUGGAUAGGUUAGGUGAGUGGGCAAAUUCAUGGCAGAUGCAAUUUAAUGUGGAUAAAUGUGAGGUUCUCCACUUUGGUGGCAAAAACAGGAAAACAGAUUAUUAUCUAAAUGGUGGCCGAUUAGGAAAAGGGGAGGUGCAACGAGACCUAGAUGUCAUUAUACACCAGUCAUUGAAAGUGGGCAUGCAGGUACAGCAGGCCGUGAAAAAGGCGAAUGGUAUGCUGGCAUUUAUAGCGAGAGGAUUCGAGUACAGGAGCAGGGAGGUACUACUGCAGUUGUACAAGGCCUUGGUGAGACCACACCUGGAGUAUUGUGUGCAGUUUUGGUCCCCAAAUCUGAGGAAAGACAUUCUUGCCAUAGAGGGAGUACAAAGAAGAUUCACCAGAUUGAUUCCUGGGAUGGCAGGACUUUCAUAAAUGACUGGAUCGACUAGGCUUAUACUUUCUGGAAUUCAGAAGAUUGAGGGGGGAUCUUAUUGAAACGUAUAAAAUUCUAAAGAGAUUGGACAGGCUAGAUGCAGGAAGAUUGUUCCCGAUGUUGGGGAAGUCCAGAACAAGGGGUCACAGUUUAAGGAUAAAGGGGAAGCCUUUUAGGGCCGAAAUGAGGAAAAACUUCUUCACACAGAGAGUGGUGAAUCUGUGGAAUUCUCUGCCACAGGAGACAGUUGAGGCCAGAUCAUUGGCUAUAUUUAAGAGGGAGUUAGAUAUGGCCCUCGUGGCUAAAGGGAUCAGGGGGUAUGGAGGGAAGGCUGGUACAGGGUUGUGAGUUGGAUGAUCAGCCAUGAUCAUACUGAAUGGCGGUGCAGGCUCGAAGGGCUGAAUGGCCUACACCUGCACCUAUUUUCUGUGUUUCUGUAUACAUGAAAUGUAGGGUCCAUCUGCUGUGUGUUCAUAUCACCACUGUAGUAGAGGUGGCUUUGGUGUAUUGGGUUGUUGUGAUGUGAACAAAGGUCAGCAGAGAGACAGCUGAAGCUAGCGGACACAGAAGUGUCUUAUUCAGUAAAAAUGAGCAGCAGGCAUCAUAUUGAGACACUCUUAGAGGAAGAGGCCUCCUGACCCAAUAUUACACAACAUUUUGUAUGAUAAAGAUCAAAGGUAACAGCAGGACAAUUCUUUGGUUGCAAUGUAUCUACAAUACUUCCUUUGAAUUACAUAUAGUUUCACACACCACCACCUUCCCACCCACUCUCCAGACACCCAGAAUGAAUGUUAAUCAGCAUUGUCUGGUUGGUAAUCAACGGCAAUCCACAGCUCCAAGAAAGCAAUUGUUCAGGGCUGCAUUUUAAGUUCAGUCUACUAUCCACAUUGUGGUUGCUGGUGAAAUUAAUAUUUCCUAUAUACCCAAACUCCAGAAUAUGCCCCGAAACCACAACAGAUUGUUUCGAAGAAGGGCGUCAGCCUGAAAGGUUGACUGUUUAUCCCCCUCCAUAGAUGCUGCCUGACCUGCUGAGUUCCCCCAGCAUAUCGUGUGUGGUUCUCUAGUUAUUUUCACUGUUCUUUUUAGGAGCUUACAGUUUGCAAACUGGCUGUUUCCUACAUUCCAACGCUUCAAAAUUAAAAGUAAAUUUUGUCAUCAAAGUACAUAUAUGUCACCAUAUACCAGCCUGAGAUUUGCUGGUAUACCCAAUGACUUGGCCUUCACAGUUAUCUGUCACAAUGCAUUCCACCCUUUGGCGAAAGAAGAUCCUCCUCGUCUCCGUUCUGAAUGGACGUCCCUCUGGUCUGAGACUCCUCCACCAUGGGAAACACCCUCUCCACAUCCACACUAUCGAGGGCUUUCAACAUUCGAUAGGUUUCAAUGAAGUCACUCCUCCUCAUUCUUCACACAAUAGAAUUAAUGAAAACUACACACAAACAACCACUGUGCAAAAAAUGCAAAUACAAAAAAUAAAAAAAAACAAAAUAAUAGUAAAUAAACAAAUAAUGUAUAUUGAGAUCAUGAGUUGUAGAGUCUUUGAAAGUGAGUCCAAAGGGUUGUGGAAUCAGUUCAGUGUUGAGGUGAGUGAAGUUAUCCUCAACGGUUCAGGAGCCUGAUGUUUGCAGGAUAAUAAAUUCAGUAACUUGGCAACACAUCAAAAUUAGUUCACUGAUUAUCAUAUGUUUGGAAUGCAGAACAAUAGAAUUGUAUUUUUUUCUCAAUUCUCUCUCUACAGAAGCUAUAUUCAGGAAAAUAGUGAGAUAUUCACAGUUAUUCGCAUUUAUUUGUGUGUAUUGCUUUGGAUUUGCAAAAGUCUUUUGUUAUUUGCAAUAACAUUUUUGAGUGCUGCUCUUGAACAUAUGAUAAUUGCAUCAAAGAAUCCAAUUCUGAACCUUAAUGGCAAAAGAUUGAUGUUUUCAAAUGUUUCUUGUCUUUGGAAACACUGAUGUAUGUUGCUUGAAUUUCCAGCAUCUGCAGAAUUCCUGUUGUUUGCGUUUAAAUUCUAAGUAAAGAUUUAGGUUUAUUUAUCACGUGUACAUUGAAACAUACAGUGAAAUGCCUCGUUUGUGGUAACAACCAACACACCCAAGGACGUGCUGGGGGCAGCCCGCAAGUGUCGUCACACGUUCUGGCACCGGCGCAGCAUGGCACACCCACAAUGCAAGAGCAAAACAAGGCGUGUUUUCCUCCCUCCCACCCACUG